Messenger RNA from Scylla paramamosain (green mud crab), 4317 nucleotides. RefSeq names its product hornerin-like. The transcript has 10 exons. NCBI's taxonomy places the organism in Eukaryota, Metazoa, Arthropoda, Malacostraca, Decapoda, Portunidae. Bases 513 to 3329 code for a protein of 938 amino acids. The record is from RefSeq and is a predicted model, not a curated record.
UCAGUUUGGGAGAAGCUAGGAAGGAGUCAAGGUGUCUGGCUCUAACUUUACCUCCAGUGAGAGAGACAGAGAGAGAGAGAGAGAGAGAUAGUGCCCUCUCUCUUUCCCUAUUACCUGCUUCCCAUCUUACCUAGUGCUAAUUAGUGCGCUGUACAGGUUCUCGGCUGACGAAGAGAGAGAAAGAGAGCGAGACAGAGAGAGAAGAGAAGAGACAACACUCAAGCACCCAAGCACCCACAGCCUCUUAGGAACCAACACACACUCACACACACACACACACACACACACACGCAAACUUUACAUAGUCAUAACGGCCCCAGUUUUUGCACGCAGUCUGAACGCUGCACGCAAAAACAUCACAUUUUUGACUCGUUCACAGCGGUACCCUCGAGGUCGACCACCUGUCACUCGAGGACACUUCUGAGCUUGUCCUCGAAGUUCCCAACCUCGAGGACGAGACCCAAGUCCUCGACCUCGAAGUCCCACUGAAAUCGUAACAAGUUCCCGCCAAGAUGGGUCACCUUUGUUUUGUUCUUCUCGUCCUCUUCAUCUCGUCUCCUGUAGUUCACGAUUUUGAUAUCUACGGUGAUGCUAAUGUCUCCCUCGGCAGGAUAAGAAGGCAAAUCCUACAGCAGGAACCCCACAUGCAGCCCAUCCUUAACCCUCCCAUCCCCACGUCUAUAGGACACUAUCUGGGGGCUGACCAAGCGGUGGAUAGCUGCGUGCGGGACGAGGUGCUGGUGAAGGGGGGAUGCCAUCGCCUCCUCACCCAGGGCCCGUGCGCGAGGGACGAGUACGUGUUGAUGGACCCGGGAGAUUUAAAGGGGUACUGUGCUCCCCGCCUCUGUGCUCCUGACAGGAUCUUCGUGUUUAGUGACCAGCAGUGCCAUGACCCCAAGAACACUGCCCUGUGUCCGCCGGGGCGCCACCUGUACCAGACGGCUUACGGUACACCGGUUUGCCAGUGUCCCGACGGUACAUAUGAGGGAGAUGAUGACCUUGAUGAUGAUGUGUGUGACCCGAUCCUCGGCAGAACACUCUCCUGCCCCCCCAACCAGGUGUUGUGGUUCAGGAAUUUUAAGAUGCCACCGGAGUGCUUGCCAGACCCUUGUGGCGGAGAAAACCUGAACAGAGGACCCAAUGAUCUGCCCUUCAUCCCUUCUGCUACUGAUGGGAAGUGCUACCAGCUGGGCCAGAGGCCAGCAGUGUGCCCAGCCAAGACGUGGUAUUCCCUCGCACUGGAGACUCUCAGGGGCGUCUGCAGUGACAUAGAAGAUGCAGGCUAUCAGGUUUUCGAUCAAGAGACUUUAGCCUUCCUGACGGAGAUGUACAGUGCUCCAAUAGCUCGGGAGACCACCGCACCUAUCUCCCCUGGGCAGUCACCACCCGCAGGUCAAGGUGGGAUAGGAGGUCAGGGCCAAGUGUUCUCAGGUCAAGGGGCCAUUGCAGGUCAGGGUCAGGUGUUCUCAGGUCAAGGGGCUAUUGCGGGUCAAGGCACCACGACUCUUCUAGGACAAGGACAAGGCGGUGCUGGGUUCAGGGGUCAGAGUGCAGUGCCCGGGCAGCAGUUUAGAGGUCAGACUGGAGCCACUGGGCAGGGAUUCACUACCAACCUGGGCCAGCCUGGAACCACCACUGGGCAAAUGUUUACUGGUUCCAGCGGUGGUCAAGGGUUCAGAGGACAACCUGGAACCACAACAGGACAGACCUUCACUGGUUCCAGUGGUUCCAGUGGCCAAGGAUUCAUGGGCCAGCCUGGAACAUCUACUGGACAAACAUUUACCAGUUCCAGCGGCUCCAGUGGCCAGGGUGGUUCUACAGGUUCCAGUGGGCAGACAUUCACUGGGCAGACGGGGGCGAGUGGGCAAGGGUUCACCACCAACUUUGGGCAGGUUGGAAGCACAGGACAGGGCUUCAGGGGGCAGGAUGGCACCACCACGCAGGGGCAGACUGGAGGCACCUUUCAAGGAUUCCCUGGAAGCACUCAAGGAUUCUCCCCGCAGUUCACUGGCCAAGGAUUUACAGGACAAGGCUUUACAGGACAAGGCUUUACAGGGCAGACCUUCCCCGGGCAGACCUUCCCCGGGCAGACCUUCUCCGGGCAGACAUUCCCAGGGCAAAUGUUCACAGGGCAAGCUUUCCCAGGGCAGCAAUUCGCAAGCCACCAGUUCGUAGGGCAAGGCACGUUUGGUCAGCGGGGAACCAACACCAGCCUACAAUCACCUCGUGGGUUCACAGGGCAGGCUGGCACGACCCCUAGCCAGAUGACGACCACCACCAUAGGCCAGACUCCUUCAGUCACCUACGACCCCUCCAGAACGACCAGCACCUCCACCACGACCGUCCGAGGCCAGACGACCACCACGGUGUUCGGCCAGUCAGGCACGACCACGGCAGGGCCACCGGGGGCACCCAGGGGCGGCUCCCACAGGGGUCACCCGCCAUACAUCACUUCCAGAAGCAGGAACCAGCAGGCUUCACCAUCGCCAUCACCGCCAUCGUCGACAGUCACGCAGUUACAGCCAGUCUCACAGCAUGCCCCUGGAACCACAACUUUCCAGGGCUUCAGUCACCAGCAUCCCAUGGUUCACAGCCAUUCCAGCUUCCACAACCCUCACAUGGGCCACGCAUCACCAGUACUAAGCCCACGAAUGCCCAUGGGACACCACAUGAUAAACCAACACGGGGCACUCAUCCCGGGCCAGCCAAUCUUCCUGAGUAACGAACAACAAUCCCUAGAGAUGUUUGGGGGUCCAGGAGCCAUGAGGACUCAGCUGGGGCGGUCCAUCAGCUCCCACCCUGGUUUCUCCGCCAAUCCCAUGACCCAGGGUGAUCUGAGUGUGGUCAUGGGGCAGCUGUUGGCUCAAAGGAGUGGGCUGUCCGGGGCCUCUGAUCUCAGCUUUCUCCAGACACCGAGAUCACAUCCACACCAUGGCUUCUUCAAUGGAGUGAAAACUUUGAUGGCUGGCGUACUGGAGACCCCCUCCUUCCAGCAGCAUCAGCAGCAGCAGCAGCAGCAACAGCAGGCCCCCCAGCAGACCCAGACGCACCACAGGGGUAAACGCUCCCCGCUGCCCCACGCCACCCCCGGGAACGUGUUCGAAACGCGUCUGGUGGGAUGCCGAGCAGGUGCCCAGAGAGAUAUUAAUGCCAAGUGCCGGAAUACGAUCCUUCCCUCGGAGCCCCCAGCCAAGAGGAGCCUCCGUGCAGUCCCUCCCGUGCCGCCCCGCCCUGGCUGCCCCUCAGGCCAGGCGUACGACCGGCGGAGGAGGUGCGCCCCUAUCAACGACGCUGUCAACUCUAUCAAUGCCUUCAACCUUGGAAAGUGAAGCCCCCCCGACGCCAUCUUGGAACUCCCACUGCUCUCUUUAUUCCUCUCUAUCUCCUUUACUUUAUUCCCUUUUCCUUCUAUUCCCUUGUUGUCUCACUUAUCUUCCACUUCUUUCUCUCUCCGUAUUCCGUUCACUUCCAUCUCUUCCUUCUCUCUAUCUCCUUUUUCUUCAUUCUCUUUUCCCUUGUGUUCCUUCCUUCUUUUUGUGUCUUCUUUAAUUAUCUUUUACUUCCACUUCUUUCGUUCUUUCUUUCUGUUUCUCCUUUAUUCCCGUUUGCUUCUCUUUCCUUCCCCAUCUCGUUUAUUUUCUCCUAUUUUACCUUCAUUUCUUCCUUCUCUUCACCUUUUAUUUCAUUCUCUCUUACUUCCAUUUCUAUUUAUCUAUCUAUCUAUGUCUGUCUGUCUGUCUGUGUCUGUUUAUCUUUCUAUCUAUCUAUCUAUCUAUCUAUCUACCUAUGUAUCGGUUUAUCUGUCUAUCUAUCUAUCUAUCUAUCUAUCUGUCUAUUGCACCAUCCCCUUCAUUAUUGAUAGCAUAGAAUUAACUUAUUGUAUCAUGUCCACACAAUUACCAGGCCAAAAUACUACCCACUCUCCCUCUCUCCCUCUCACUCCUCCUCCACUAUCCCUCUCCCUCUCCCUCCCCCCCUUUCUCCCAAUGUUACCUUUUUAAAGAUACAUUAGUGUUUAUGGUACAGGUGUGUGUGUGUGUGUGUGUGUGUGUGUGUGUGUGUGUGUGUGUGUGUGUGUGUGUGUGUGUGUGUGUGUGUGUGUGUGUGUGUGUGUGUACGUAUAAUUCUUCUUAUAUAUGAGGUAUUAUGUAUAUGUAUAUUUUAGUUACAGCAUUUUCUGAGCUUGUAUAUACAAACUACUACUACUACUACUACUACUACUACUACUACUACUACUACUGUUGCUGUUACUACAAGUGAAGAAAAUAUUAUGUUAUGUAAUUGUUAAAAGUAAGAAAAAAAAGGGUAAAAAUAUUA